GAGGGAUAUAAAAGGGUCAGUUCCUUUUUAACAAAGUUCACAUCUGACUGAUAAAUGUGUGUGCAGGUCAAUAAAGACAUUUGAGAAGCUGGGACUGAACAUACUAAAAAACUGCAAAAUCAAGAUGAUUGCUGUGUUAGUGUUGCUUAUGGUAGGGCUGGUUUCUACCAAUACUGUCUGUCCAGACGGGACAGAAUGUCAAGACAAAAAUACUUGCUGCCUAACUAAAACGGGAUAUGCAUGCUGCCAAUAUCCAUCUGCUAUGUGUUGUCCAGACAUGGCCCACUGCUGUCCACAAGGCUACCAAUGUGACCAAGAGUCCCUGUUGUGUGUAAACAAGGCGCUUCCGUGGUAUAAAAUCCCUCAUUCCCGUCAGAUAUCCACAGAGGGGGAAGAGAAAAAAUCUCUUGUAACUCCAGUGAACUCUGACAAUCCUUCUGUCGCAGUGGUUCACUGUGACAACGUCUAUACCUGCCCUGAUGGUACUACGUGCUGCAGAACUCCUUAUGGACAGUGGUCAUGCUGCCCAUAUGCUGUGGGUCAGUGCUGCUUUGAUGGGAUCCACUGCUGUCCCUUUGGUUAUCACUGUGACAGCACAUCCACCCACUGUUUAAGAGGAGCACUGAGAUUUCCUGCUUCCCAACAGAUUGCUGCCAUGCAGAGCAACACCAUUCAGGAUUCAUGCUGUUAGAGCGAGACAGGCUGCUGUCCCAUCGGCUUCCAGUGUGAUGAAGAGAGCAAAACCUGCAUGAGUGACAAUGGUCUUUGAGCAGAAGGUUAUUCAGAGGAAAAAGAAAUAAAAAGUCCACAAAUGUAUUUGAUCAACAAGGGAACAUUUUCUUCAGGUCCAUGAUUAGAUUUUUGUAAAGCAGUUACACAGCACAUUAAUAAUUUUUGAUUUUGAAGAACUAAGAAAUGUUACAAAUAUAAACAGAUCAAUCUCCAACCCUAUUAAAAAAAAUCAUUUAAAUCCAAAAAAUGUACGUGCAUUAUUUUUAGUUUGAUUCUUUAUUGUAGGUUGCGUUCCUACAUAUUACUUAACAAUUUCUUUGUUUAGUUUUAUUUUAUUCCUGAUAUUUUAUUUCUCUAUUUAUUCCUGCUGUUAAAAUCGAGACAUUUUUCAUGAUUUUCCUGGAGGUUCCUGUGUCUGGAUAAUGAAAUAUUUUGAAGUUGUGGAAGAUCAAUGUUUAUUGUUGUAAUUAUCAAUAAUCAAAAAGAAAAUAGACUUACUGUGGUUUUACAGAAACCUCCAAUUUAAUGAACUGCUGAAUCUAAAUUUCUUUAUUGGUCACAAAUGGUUUAUGGAAAUAUAAAUCAAUAGUAUUAAUACUCAAAGAGCUCCUAGUUUAGCUUAAAAACAAUUCUAAAUAGAAAUCUUUGCAUAGGAGUGAUUCAGGACCAAUCUCAGAGCAACUUUUGUCUUAGAGAGUCGAGGUUGACCCUGUUACUAGGUAUGAAAUGCUCUUUUGAAGAUUGCGAUUAGUUGUCCAAUAAAAAAAGAGUGCUUUGAAAACAUGGA
Molecule: messenger RNA, 1519 nt
Organism: Tachysurus vachellii
Lineage: Eukaryota; Metazoa; Chordata; Actinopteri; Siluriformes; Bagridae
Product: progranulin-like
Exons: 5
Coding region: 125-691 (188 amino acids)
Cellular component (GO): extracellular region
Source: RefSeq, a predicted model, not a curated record